This is a messenger RNA of Cicer arietinum (chickpea), 1937 nucleotides long. The record is from RefSeq and is a predicted model, not a curated record. Lineage: Eukaryota; Viridiplantae; Streptophyta; Magnoliopsida; Fabales; Fabaceae.
UCGUGAGUGACCGGCUUACGGUUGGCGAGAUAUCGUUUGUUCUCUUCUUUCUUUUAUGAAGUAAAAUAAAUAAACAAUAUCAUGCUCAACUUUCUGCAGUCCCGUCUCUUAGAAAGAGCCGCAAAACGGUCUUUUUUCCUAAGGGACACUUUCCACAGGGGUGGAAUUCGUGUUUUUACUUUUUUAGGGGGUUUAGAAAUCGAGUUUCUUCGAUUUCUAAUCAAUAUUCUUAUUUUGGUUGUGUCUUUAUCUGCGGGGGACGUCGCGACAUGCGAUGGGGUGGGAGGUGUGGACGGACUUCCUUCACCGCCAGUUGUGGGCAUUCGGGUAGCGCCGGAGGUUUGGGAGUUGCCCCCCGCUGCGCCGGAGGUUUGGGAGUUGCCCCCCGCUGCGCCGGAGGUUUGGGAGUUGCCCCCCGCUGCGCCGGAGGUUUGGGAGUUGCCCCCCGCUGCGCCGGAGGUUUGGGAGUUGCCCCCCGCUGCGCCGGAGGUUUGGGAGUUGCCCCCCGCUGCGCCGGAGAUUCCGGUAUUAGCGCAGCCACUUAUACCGGACCUCCAAAGGCAGGACGAGCUGUACCGGCGGUUCUUGGUCAAUACGUUAGGGGAGAAUCCAACCCUACGUAGAAUUACCGAGACAGUCUCGGUACAAAGCCAAAUGGAAGGGUUAAUGGAAGCUGCAUUAAUUCAUUUGGGAUUCAAUCCGACGAGUAUCGUUUCGAACCGCCAUCGAAUUCGCGGCAUACUUUUUUAUCCGCAAGGUAGGGCACUCUCCUUGCGGCAGUACCGCUCACAUCUACGCAGUAUAUACAGGUUGGGUACCCGAGACACACGGGCGUUCCAACGUAUUCUGACGGCGGUAAGAAAUUCUGAUCUCUUCCUAUAGCCAUAGAUCAGAGUAGAGGUGGGUAGCGGCACUGGGUGGACGGUCUAUCUGCCCUUAAGUGGUAGAGUGCAGCCUGCCUGCGUAACGUUUGUGACUCAGUGCUCCAUACGGGGAAAAUGAAAACUGAAUUAGUUCGGAUCCUCCCACAUCACAUGUUCAAUCUUUUUUUAGCGGUUUCCCCAGAGAUCUUUAUCAUUAAUGCAACCUCCAUUUUGCUCAUUCAUGGAGUUGUAUUUAGUACCUCUAAGAAAUAUGAUUAUCCACCGUUAGUCAGUAAUGUGGGUUGGCUUGGAUUACUUAGUGUUUCGCGCCUAGGAGGGCUGCGCGCUUUGGGAUGCGGAGGAGCGAAGCAGCUCGAACGAAUGAAUGUGAGAGGAGCGAAAAAAGCCCAGCUCCCUAACCUAAUGCGGCACCGGGUUCGGACCGCAGGGAACCGUAGCAUGGGAGGAUGUCUAAUCCUUUUGCAGCCGCAAGGCUGGCUAAUCGUACGCAGCUGGCUCGAAUACCCCAGGUUCUGGAAGGCACAUGAGUCCGAACGCUAUGUUGAAGGUGCGACCGACACUACACUACGUAGGUACCUGUGCAGGUGAGGCGUCGGUCGGUCCUAGAAACGGCGGCAGCGGCGCGAGGAGUUAACGACCGGACGUGCUGCAACCUAGGGAUCACCAGGCAGCUCUUUCGCUCUAUAGGGAUCGGGAGGGCAUAGCACAAUUCUUCUUGGAGGAGGGUUGGUUUGCCCGGGUGACUGAUCCUGCCAUAAUGUACUCCUACCUACACGCACCGGCAACCGAAGUCGAGCAUACAUACGACGAUCUUCAUGCGUGAAUAGCCGGGAGGAAAGAAAGGGCGGUAGAUGAUAAUGAAAAAAGGCGCCGCGUCUGGACGGGCGGAAUGGAUGAGCGAAAGGUGCCAUGGAGUGAGGAAUACCCCGAGUCUCAUGUAAGACAACUAAAUGCACCUCGAGGUGCUGCCGAGGAACUGGGGGACCUUCUCGAGCACAGGAUAGGCAAUUGAGAGAUAGAGCUAGCCUAUUCGUUAUGGGGAAUCCAUGAAAA